AGGGACCCCUGACCCUUUGGGGCCUAAAAGUCUCUUAAAGACUCGCACGCUUUUGCAGUUUCUCAGCGCUGAUGAUGCCGAGGCCGGCGGCAAAGCCACAUUGCCCGCGUUCUCCCUCUCGCUACAUAUACAAACGCACGCAUUGCUCUCUCCAUUGACCACUGUCCACUGGGCAUGCUCCACUAGAUUAGAUAGGUUGAUUAAGCCGGCCCGGACCUCGUCUCCUUCAUAUCUCUCUCACACUCCUGCUGGUGGUGCUGGCAAUGGGAGCGUGCGCCACGAAGCCAGGUGACCUCAAGGUCAAGGGAGAGGCGCCGCUGGUUGUGGAGGACGCCGCGGCGGUGCCGGUGGUGGUGGCAGGCGAGGAGAAGGCGAAGGCCGACGGGGUGGUCCCGGCGGCCGCCGAGGCCGACCCGGCUGACGCCAGCCGCCGGAGGUCCCUCAGCGACCUGCUCAAACAGGAUGCAGCGACUAGCGAUGGAGAGGCUGAUCAGGAGGCAGGGAAGGUUGUGGCUGUGGAACCAGAGGGCGACGACGCCGGAGCAACGACGGUAGCACAAGCACCAGUCCAGGCCUCAGCCGCAACCGAGCAGCAGGACGACGCGGCCGGCGAGCUGAAGGACGAUCCGCAUGGCGACGUGCAGGCGGAGGACGAAGAAGAGAAGCGCGUCGAUCCUGACUCGGUCCAAGUUGUUGUUCCUCCUCCUGCUGCUGAUGCUGCUGCCCCAAGUGCCGAGGGAAGCAAGGUUGCUGAUGAUGCCUCCGCCUGAAGAAAAAAGAAAGGACAUUGUCUUGCAAUUCUUUCUCUGUUUUUUUGGGUGGGGUAGUUCGGUUUAAUGGCGUGGCGUGAGAUUGAGAGCCUGUGCUUGCAAGCUUAUCUGGAGCACUGGGACUUGGGAGGACAGUUGUUGUGGACCAGGGUGUGCAUCGCUGGAUUAUGUUGCUGUUUAAACAGAUUUUUCUAGGAGUA
Messenger RNA from Setaria italica (foxtail millet), 970 nucleotides. RefSeq names its product skin secretory protein xP2. The transcript is spliced from 2 exons. Bases 264 to 770 code for a protein of 168 amino acids. Lineage: Eukaryota; Viridiplantae; Streptophyta; Magnoliopsida; Poales; Poaceae. The record is from RefSeq and is a predicted model, not a curated record.